This is a messenger RNA of Coregonus clupeaformis (lake whitefish), 2645 nucleotides long. RefSeq names its product transmembrane protein 180. The transcript has 8 exons. NCBI's taxonomy places the organism in Eukaryota, Metazoa, Chordata, Actinopteri, Salmoniformes, Salmonidae. The coding region runs from base 234 to 1781 and encodes 515 amino acids. The record is from RefSeq and is a predicted model, not a curated record.
AAUAAUAGUCAUUUGUUGUGACGUGUACUAACGUAAGCUGUGGCUUGCAGCCGCCUAUUUGAACUUGUAUUGAUUAGCAAGGUUUCCCAUUAGUUUCCGAUGCUUAAUUCAAUGAUAAUGGAGUGGGUACGGUGGUGCCCAUAGCCCCAGCCCCCUGGUCUGUGAGAUGACUCAAUGAGUGUGGUGUGGUGUGGCGGCGGAGAACAGAACAGCAGAGAGACUGAGUAAGAAGAAUGGGCAGGAGGGGCUGGGGCUGCAGGCUAGCUGUCUCCACUGGUGUCCCCACUGCAGUCCUGUACGGCUCCCUGGCCCUGUUUGUCUCCAUCCUGCACAACGUCUUCCUGCUCUACUACGUGGAGACAUUUGUCUCCGUUUAUAAGAUCGACAAGCUCUCCUUUUGGGUCGGAGAGACAGUGUUCCUGAUAUGGAACAGCUUGAAUGACCCUCUCUUCGGCUGGCUGAGUGACCGCUCCUUCCUCAGCUCCCCACAGUCUGGCCCCCAGAUCUCCAACCCAGAGGUGGUACUAAAGCGGCUGGCUGCCCUCUCCAGGAAUGGCCCCCUGUUCGCCCUCUCCUUCCUGGCCUUCUGGGUGUCGUGGGCGCGGCCGGGCCUCCAGUUCCUAGUGUGCUUGUGCCUGUACGACGGCUUCCUCACCGUGGUGGACCUCAACCACAACGCCCUGCUGGCCGACCUGGCCGUGUCGGCCUACGACCGCACGCGCCUCAACUUCCACUGCUCUCUGUUCAGUGCCCUGGGCUCGCUCUCUGUCUUCCUGUCCUACUGCGUCUGGGACAAGGGUAACUUCUACUCGUUCCGGCUGUUCUGCGUGGCGCUGGCGGCCGUCUCGGCUCUGGGCUUCACCGCCGUGUCGCGCCUGUUGAAGAGCCGCUUUCAGAAAGAGGCGUGCCUGAGGGAGGACGAGGCGCUGAAACUCAAGGAGUUAAGUAUUGGCCAGAGCCCUCUGACCCAGCAGGAGAAGCCAGUCACUCUAGGAGAGUAUCUAAGGCAGCUCUCCAAGCACAGGAACUUCAUGUGGUUCGCCUCUAUGAACCUUGUCCAGGUGUUUCACUGUCACUUCAACAACAACUUCUUCCCUCUGUUCCUGGAGCACCUCCUCUCUGACAGCAUCUCUGCCUCCACCGGCUCCAUUCUGCUGGGGAUCUCCUACAUAGCACCCCACCUGAACAACCUGUAUUUCCUGACCCUGUGUCAGCGCUACGGGGUCUACACGGUCAUCCGCUGGCUGUUCGUGGUCAAGCUGGCUCUCAGUGUGGCCAUGCUGCUGGCCGGGGCCGACCAGGUCUACCUGCUGUGCAUCUUCAUCGCCAGUAACCGGGUAUUUACGGAGGGCACCUGCAAGCUGUUGAACCUGGUCAUCACAGAUCUGGUGGACGAGGACUUUGUGGUGAACCGGCGCCAGCAGGCAGCGUCAGCGCUGCUCUUCGGCAUGGUGGCCCUUGUGACCAAGCCUGGCCAGACCUUUGCUCCUCUCAUCGGCACCUGGCUGCUGUGUGUCUACACAGGCUACGAUAUCUUUGAGAGAAACUCCAUACAGGACUCUGUAGCAGCAAUGGCAUCCCCUGUCUCAGGCCAAGCAGGCUCCACUGUUCCACUGCGCCAGGGCUGUUUCUACCUGCUAGUGUUUGUGCCCAUCUCCUGUGCCCUGCUGCAGCUACUGGCCUGGUCCCGCUUCACCCUCCACGGUCGCAGACUGCAGGACGUCAAGGCCCAGAGGCAGGGAACCCAGCACAGCCACCUCAUGGACAUCAAGGCCAUCUGAUCGGGCUAGCGCGUCCACACCUUCACUCAAAUGCAUGAUGCUAUACCACCCUCUGCCAUUGGGGUCAGCAGAACGGGACACAGACUGCAGAAUUGAUUUAAAUUCCACUGUCAGGGACAAAAAUAUAAUUAUUUGUGUGAAACUUGCCUUAUUUUGAUAUUAAGAGGACAAAGACUAUAUGUAUGAACUGAUGACUAAAUGAUACAGCAAAGCCAAUCAAAGAAUAAGAUGCCCAUGCCUCUCUCUGGGAUAGGGCGAGUAGACCAUCAUCCUCGGUUGAGGCGCAGCCUGGAAUGCAUUUCCAUCCCCAAAGGAACACAAAUUGUCACCAAACUUGCUAUUACAGUGUGGUUACCCAUUUUUGUAUUUUUCACCCCAUGGCAAAAUGUGUUAAAUUGCCGUGUGAAGGAAAAUAUGAAGUACAAAAAAAAUGGUGUAUGUGCACAUGAGUAUAAAAUCUAAAUCCUGAUUUGCAUGGAACUUGCACUUAAAAUUACAAUUAGUGUUGUGACCAUCACCAUGCUAUUCUCUAUCUUUAUGAAGUACGUCUAGUACUAAUCUGCAUGUUCAGAAUUGUAAAAAGUCAAGCAACUAUUUCUCUAUUUAUUUUACUGUGACCAGAUAGACUACUUCUACUAAAAUAGCUGCCAUCGCCACUAUUCAACUGAAUUGCCUUGUGUUUUCUCACGCAUUGUUAUAACGUUUUAAGGUGAUACGUGAAAGCAUUUAGGUGGCUAUUACAAAAAGGCCCUAAACAACCUCUGUUUACAUUUAUACCCCAGGUCAGGAAAUACAUGUAUUUUUACAGUGUGUCAAGAACUGCAACGCUGCUGGGUUUUUCACGCUCAACAUUUUCCCUGUGUU